This is a messenger RNA of Colletotrichum truncatum, 1230 nucleotides long. RefSeq lists its product as uncharacterized. Gene Ontology annotation, molecular function: oxidoreductase activity. The record is from RefSeq and is a predicted model, not a curated record. Lineage: Eukaryota; Fungi; Ascomycota; Sordariomycetes; Glomerellales; Glomerellaceae.
AUGGCCGGACUACUAUCAUAUGUACCAAUCGUCAAUAGGUUUGUCGGAGACGACGGCACUACGCAAGCCAUCGACAUCCCCCCUGUCGAAGUCCACAAUGUCGAGACCGAUCCCGAGAAGCGCGCCCGCUGCCUGAAGCACCUGCUGAGGGCCAACCAUGUCAACCACUCCAUUCUAUACCACGAUCUACAGUUCCAUAACCAUGCGCCGCAUAUCCUCGCUUCGGCGUAUCUACUUGGUGCGACCGAUAAACAGCUCCAUGCCAUCUACGAAUCCGAGGCGAAAGAGCUGGAGCCUUGGGAGGAGUCCCCUGCUGAGGUGACUGAGGACGACUGGCAGGACUUUUUGGGCGACAAAAGAUAUCAGAGGGCAUACAUUGACUUUUUUGAGGACUCUCUGGCCUUACACUGCGGAUAUGACUGGAAGAAGGUUGUCAAUAAGUAUCUGUUCGAGGGCAAAGAGCCCCUGAUUAACGGGCUCAUCGGUGGUCUUGGCCAUCCCCUCAUCCAUCUUGGAUACGCAUACGAAGUCGACAACAAGGAGGUCGCCAUUGAGGCGCUCGGCCUGGCAGCGACGAACUACAACUUCCUCCACAAGUAUCUCGACCAAAAGAAAUACACAAGGCCGGCACCGUUUAGCUCGAAAUCGACCUUUGAACUGGUAAAUAAGCUGGCAAAGGACGAGCGAUUUGACGGACUCUUCAAGGAGCCGAAUGUCGACAACUUGGCGGUGCUAUUCGAGAAGCACGAGAGCCUCGUCCUUGAGUACUGGAAUGCUUGGACCAUCACGGACCCCGUGAAACAAUUCGAGGAAUCUCAGGAGUUGGCUGUGGCGCUACUGGUAGCUACCAUUACACCUGGUACCUACGCAUACAACUUCUUUACAGUGCACCUUCUCACGACGAGCCAUGCCGUGCGUAUCCUCAUUCCUUUCAUCCCGACCAAGUUUCACAUCAGCCUGGUCCGCCAAUGGUGGUUGUUUACCCUUGCGGUGUAUAUUUCUCUCCUUCGUCCCAAGAUUGACCCCGACAACGUCGAGACGGACUUGAAGGGUCGGCACUGGGGCUUUGCUGAAGAGGUUGCCCUCAACUCUCAAUGGGCAAAGGAUGCCCAUUUCGUCAAAGCGAUUCGCGCCAUGAAGGAGGCUGCUAGGACAUGGGGCGAUGUCCAUGAGCGGUACUUGGCGUCUGCUCUCACCUUUGUGGACAACUUCCACGGGUGGACUUUCUAG